Molecule: messenger RNA, 969 nt
Organism: Thamnophis elegans (Western terrestrial garter snake)
Lineage: Eukaryota; Metazoa; Chordata; Lepidosauria; Squamata; Natricidae
Product: E3 SUMO-protein ligase KIAA1586-like
Biological process (GO): protein sumoylation
Molecular function (GO): SUMO ligase activity
Source: RefSeq, a predicted model, not a curated record
UUGCUGAAUACGCUUGGAGUGGAUGUUGGAGUUGGCUUGCAUUCACGAAGAUCUGCAGUGAAAAUUGUUGACUUCAUUGCAAAACAGAUCAAGACCACCGUGUUUUCAACAAUUAUUGCAAAUAAUCAAAAGGUGUGCCUAAUAAUUGAUGAAGCCUCAACACUUUCAAUGAGAGCAGUGCUGAUAGUUUUUGUUAGAGGAGGAUCCAGAAUGCCAGCAACCAUCUUCGUUGAGCUUCUGGAAUUACAGAGACAAGAUGCGGAGACCAUAUAUUCUGCAGCAAUGAAAAGCUUGCACAAAGUUGGAUUCACCACUGAAUAUCUGUGGAAGAACUUAAUCGCUUUCUGCUCCGAUGGUGCCAACGUUAUGCUUGGAAGAAAAUCUGGAGUCAGCACCAGAAUAACUCAAGAAUUCCCAAACAUCAUCAUCUGGCACUGCUUGAACCACCGCCUGCAACUUGUGCUGGAUGAUGCAAUAAGAGAAGUGAAGCAGGUCAACCACUUCAAGAUCUUCCUGGAUAAAGUGCACACCAUCUUCCACAAAUCCUGCAAGAGCCAGAAUGACCUCUUCCAAAUCUCUGAGCAAUUGGGCAUCGAAAUAGUGAAGAGACAGGGACCAAGAUGGGCUGCCUGUAGUUUAAGGGCAACCAUGGCUGUGUGAUGUGCUUAUCCAGUGCUACAUCAGUUUUUUCAAGGCAACGAAAGGUUCCCAGGCAUGGCUUCCCGCUUUCAAAAUUUAAAUUUUUAGCAGGAUUUGGCCCUGAUGAUCGACAUCCUAAGUGAGAUUUCUGUCCUGUCAGAUGCCCUACAGGGGAGAGCAACAAAUAUCAUCGUGGCUGAAAAGCUAGUGUUGCGAACAAUCGGUGCUGUUGAAGUGCUACUACAGAAAAAGGGGAAAUAUGAGAAAGAACUUAAGGAAUUGCUAAAAACAGAAGACUACCAAAACAUGAAUUUAGCUCCAAAUCAAUGA